This is a messenger RNA of Cyprinodon tularosa, 1744 nucleotides long. RefSeq names its product clathrin, light chain B (gene cltb). The transcript is spliced from 7 exons. Bases 270 to 938 code for a protein of 222 amino acids. Lineage: Eukaryota; Metazoa; Chordata; Actinopteri; Cyprinodontiformes; Cyprinodontidae. Gene Ontology annotation, cellular component: postsynaptic endocytic zone cytoplasmic component; clathrin coat of coated pit; plasma membrane. Gene Ontology annotation, molecular function: structural molecule activity; clathrin heavy chain binding. The record is from RefSeq and is a predicted model, not a curated record. Gene Ontology annotation, biological process: clathrin-dependent endocytosis; intracellular protein transport; clathrin coat assembly.
GGGUGGUGCUGCUGCCCUUCUCCCAUCACCACAGUGGAUUAACAAGUGGAGAAAUCAUGAAUCACCAGUGAGGGCCUUAUUACACUGAAACCUUUAUUGUUUGGUAUAGACGGCUUAACUGCUUUUAUCUUUAGUUGUAGCUGCGUUUCUGAAACAACGGAAACCCGUGUAACGAGUUGAUUCUUUUUAAAACAACCGAACAGUUAUUUUAAUUUCCAACAGCAGCUAGCUAAACCAGGUAGCCUCAGUUUUGUACUUUUUUGUGUACUAUGGCCGACAACGGGGCGCAACUGACUGAAGAGGACCCUGCGGCAGCCUUCCUGGCCCAACAAGAGAAUGAGAUAGCGGGGAUCGAGAACGACGCCGAGGGCUUUGGGGCGCUAGAGGGAGCGGACGAUGCGCAGCCCCCUCAGACGGCCAACUAUGAGGAGCCUGCGACGCUGAAUGGAGAUUUGUUCCCGGAGUCUAAUGGGCCAACAGACAGCUAUGCAGCCAUCGCCCAGGUCGAUAUUCAACGGCAGGAACCUGAAAGUCUGCGCAAGUGGAGGGAGGAGCAGAAGGCUCGCCUUGAAGCAUUAGACUCCGCCUCCAAGGCAGCAGAGGAAGAGUGGAGAGAGAAAGCCAAGAAGGAGCUGGAGGACUGGCACGUACACCAGAGCGAGCAGAUGGAGAAGAACAAGGCUAACAACAGACUCUGUCCAAGUCUGGCACGGAUUGCUGACAAAGCAUUCUACAAACAGCCCAACUCUGAUGCUAUAGGCUUCGUAGCGUCCGAGGAGGCCUUCCUGGCAGAGAGCGACGGCGACAGCCCCGGCUCCGAAUGGGAGCGAGUUGCUCGCCUGUGCGACUUCAAUCCUAAAACCAGCAAGCAGGCGAAGGACGUCUCCAGGAUGCGCUCGGUUCUCAUCUCCCUAAAACAGACACCUUUAGCCCGCUAACAGCAGCAGCUUGAAUGACACGCUGUAUCCGAAUGAUUUUUAGACCUUUUCCAUAGGAGUUGCUGACAUGCUGAACCUUUUCUUGCCUUUCUUGAUGCCUAUAUAUUGAUAAACCUAACCUGAGGCUCCUGUAAGAAAACAGAACGCUCUGUUACACCUUUCAACGCCACUUUACUGAAGAAAAUACUGUUACUUUAUGUUUUCUUUAACUUAUAAUUUGAGGUCAACUUCAUUGGAUUGCCUUUUUUGCUCAAAACACUUAAUGUCAACAAGAUUGUAUCCCUUCAUGCCUGUUUUUAACCAUAAAACAAUUGUUUAAUUCAUGAAAUCAAUAAUUAAUAAGGUUAUACUUGUUUUUUUUUUAAUGACAUAAGCUUGUGGCCUUUUGAUGUCGCUCCUUCUCUCCUCAGGAGUAUUAAGCCUGAUAGUUAUUCAAUUGGGUUACUUUAUUGGAAAAAAAAAAUUAAAGGUAAAGACUCCCAACCAAAGACUUCUGCUAGCAUCUAAAUUAAGGAAUUUAAAUUAGCACCUUUUUUUACUUAUUUUUUCUUCAUAUUUGUAUCACAACAGCACACUAAAACGUUUAAAGUACAGGUUUUCAUUUCAAAUGUGACAUCUGCACAUUGUUCACAUGUUGCCUGUUUGGACAUAAUAAAUAUUAAAUCACUGAAUGUUAAAAAGGGACGAGAAUAAAAGAAAAAAAAUUUUUUUUUUCAUAUUUCUUUAAUUUAACAUUUCCUUGCCAAGCUUGUUACUAUUUCAUAAACUUUGGAGAUCCCUUGAAUAAAGUCGUGUGUAGCCCAGUA